Drosophila hydei is the source of this 1341-nucleotide messenger RNA. It is a transcript of the gene Chd64, whose product is annotated as myophilin. Gene Ontology annotation, molecular function: protein binding. The transcript is spliced from 3 exons. Bases 234 to 800 code for a protein of 188 amino acids. NCBI's taxonomy places the organism in Eukaryota, Metazoa, Arthropoda, Insecta, Diptera, Drosophilidae. The record is from RefSeq and is a predicted model, not a curated record.
AUGGCACGUUCAAAGCGCCUUUAGUAUUUGUCGUGUGCGAACGUUAGUUGAACGCAUCGUGAACGUAUAUAUUUAUAUAUAUAUAUUACCAAUUUGUGAUAAACAUUCCAUUGGCCAGAGUGCAACGUUAAGCUACUUUUUUCGACCAAAAACGUAACGCAACGCACCCUGCAAACCCGUUUCCAACCAAAAAUCCAGCAGCAGCAACAACUUCAACAACAACAAACAUUAACAUGUCUUCGAAUCGUGCUCCAAAGAGUGGCUUUGCGGCCGAAGCGCAGCGCAAGAUAAAUUCCAAGUACAGCGAGGAGCUGGCCCAGGAGUCGCUGGAAUGGAUUAAGGCUGUGACAGCUGAGCCCAUCAACACAUCGGGCGAUACGGACAAUUUCUUUGAAGUGCUCAAGGAUGGCGUCAUCCUGUGCAAGCUGGCCAAUGCCUUGCAGCCGGGCUGCAUUAAGAAGGUUAACGAGAGCAAAAUGGCCUUCAAGUGCAUGGAGAACAUUUCAGCAUUCCUCGAGUGUGCCAAGAACUUUGGUGUGCCCACACAGGAGACAUUCCAGAGUGUCGAUCUCUGGGAGCGACAGAAUCUCAAUUCUGUUGUCAUCUGCUUGCAGUCUCUGGGUCGCAAGGCCUCCAACUUCAACAAGCCAUCGAUUGGCCCCAAGGAGGCGGACAAGAAUGUGCGCAACUUCAGCGAGGAGCAGCUGCGUGCCGGACAGAAUGUUAUCUCCCUACAGUACGGCUCCAAUAAGGGCGCCACCCAGUCGGGCAUUAACUUUGGCAACACUCGGCACAUGUAGAAUCACUCACACUAACACCCAUACUCCCUCUCUCUCUCACUCACAUUCCGCAAUAAAGCCAAAACAAAAAGAAAAAACAUCUUCCGUUCCGAUAUUCCUCUAUAAAGAAAAAGAAAAGCCAAGACAAGAAUGUAUUUAUAUAAAGCAAUUGACUCUUUGUAUUUGUAUUACAAAUCGAAGAUGUUUUGCAACAUAAAUUACUUUUAAUUUAAUAUUAUUAAGUACUCGAACGUACGGAUUUUUUAGAAUGAUUAUAUAAUUCUAUUUUCAACAAAAACAACUGCAUUUCUGGCACGAUCAAUUAAAAAUUAUCCUAUAUAUUUAUUCUUAUAUAAAUCCAGUAGGCACUCAAUAAUUGUGCCAUGACCAAACGUAACGGAUUGCCUUAUGACUAAAGUACCGCCAAUAUUCAAAAUUAAAAGAAGUUAAAAAACUAAAUCUGUUGAAAAAACUAACCUGAAUUUCAGUCAAUACCUAAGCAUUUAAUAUGAAUGUAUUCAAAGCAUCGAAAUAGUUGAAAAGAAAAUCAAAUAUAUAAUAU